AUGGAGGUUGGAGGUUUAAUGGAGGUUCUGGCUAUGGAGGUUGGAGGUUUAAUGGAGGUUCUGGCUAUCGUUGCUCUAUCCAUCAUCGCCAUUUUGAUGGUUGCUGGAACUAUCGUGGACAUCCUUCACCGUCUGGAGUUCAAAGCACCAUCCAAGAACAUCCUGGGCGUAUCUCCCAAACACAGUGCACAUCGAGGCACGUAUCAACUCUUGCCAGAUGACGAUAAGACAAUAGUGGGUCUGUUUAACGGAAAAGUGGGUUCAGAAAAGAACGACGCCGGGAUGAAAGAGCUCGACCUUGACCCUGAUGUGAUGGAUGAGGUUGUGGAUUACGAAUCCGAAAGUAAACCCCUGACAGACGAAAACAUAUCAAGCAAUCUUGGUAUCUUGUCAAAGGUUCUCAUAGCAUUCUCAGUGUACACCAACGGUUCUAAGGUUCUCAACACCUCACAGAGUCCGGGGUCAUUGACGGCCAUCCACGGAAUCAGGUUCCUGAGCAUGUCCUGGGUGAUACUGGGACAUUUCUUUGUAUUUCCUGCACCUCAGACAGCCAACGCCCUCACUGUGGUGGAUGAAUGGUUCCAUCGGAGAUCGUUUGACGUCAUCACCAAUGCUUUUCUCUCGGUUGAUACUUUCUUCACAAUAAGUGGCCUGCUCGUGGCGUACCUGAUGUACCAGGAGAUCAUGAAGACAGGUUGGAGAAUCAACUGGGCCAUCUACUAUUUCCACAGAUUCUGGAGGCUGACCCCGCCCUACAUGCUGAGUAUGCUGUUGGUGUUGGGUCUGCAGAAGUUCAUGGGGUCGGGGGCGCUGUGGGCCAGCACCCAGCCCGCACAGAAGACCGCGUGUGAGAACAACUGGUGGACCAACAUUCUGUACAUCAAUAAUUUUUACAGCUGGCCCGCUGAUGAGUGCUUUAUCCAUGCGUGGUACCUGGCCAAUGACAUGCAGUUUUACGUCAUCACACCUUUGAUGCUCAUCCCCUUCUAUUUCCAUCUCUAUGCUGGACUGGCCAGUUGUCUAACGUUUUUGCUGGCACAGUGGAUCAUAGCAGGUGUCCUGACGGCGGUCAACAGGUGGCCGGUAGCGUUUUUUUCUCUCGCAAAGCCACCUAGCCUUGAUUGGCUGACCCAUUACUACAUCGCGCCUUAUUGUAGGAUUGGACCGUACGUUAUUGGGAUAUUGGCCGGGUGUUACCUGGCUCAUACUAAUGGAAAAACUCGAAUACCAAAGUAUGUGGUAGCUAUCGGAUGGACUGCAGCUAUAGCAACGGGGCUGAUACUAGUGUACGGUAUCCAUGGCGACAUCACAGGAAAUUCCCCCAGCAGUGUGGGCGUGUCAGUGUUGUACAACGCUGUGGCGAGGUCAGCCUGGGGGGUCUGUAUCUGCUGGGUCAUCGUCGCCUGUAGGUGUGGAUACGGGGGGCCAGUGAAUGUCCUCUUGUCCUGGUCCCCUUUUGUCCUACUGGGUCGUCUGACGUACAUGGCCUACCUGAUCCACCCGUGUGUGAUUGAGGUGUAUGCUGGGAAUUUCGAGUCGCUCUUCUUUAUAGACGAAACCAACAUCGCCAUCUCAUACAUGGGAAUCCUGUUCUUCACCUACAUGGCGGCGUUCGUCCUCAUGCUGGGGCUGGAGUCCCCCAUGAUUGGAAUUGAGAAAAUUUUACUGGACAAGAUAAAAAUAUAGCGGCGACUCCCCUGACUUCCGUACAGUGGAAAUAUUAUGUGUGUUGGUGUAUGUGGUUUGUGUAUGUAUGUGUAUGAUUGUUGGAAUGGUGUUAGGACAUUACACGCUGGUCGAUUUUUUCAUGUAAUUUUCCACUUGAAAUUGCAUCCAGAUGAAUUACUCGUCAACUAGCCCUUAUGAUAACUACUCUCAUUUGAAAUAUAAUAUUGUAUAAAUAUGAUUG
Physella acuta is the source of this 1909-nucleotide messenger RNA. Its product is annotated as nose resistant to fluoxetine protein 6. NCBI's taxonomy places the organism in Eukaryota, Metazoa, Mollusca, Gastropoda, Physidae. The record is from RefSeq and is a predicted model, not a curated record. Gene Ontology annotation, molecular function: acyltransferase activity, transferring groups other than amino-acyl groups.